GAGAGGAUGACUCACUCCCGUCUGAUGUGAUGUUUCACCCCGCAACAGCUCGGCAGUGCGGUGGCACGCCGCUGCUUCAGCCUGACACGUCGGUGUUCUCCACCAAGAACAUAUAUAAAAAAGAAAACUUUAUGAAACUGCCCAGCCGCCUCCCGGCUCGAGCUUGUUUUGUAAACUUGAGCGGCCGUCACUCGUAGUUUGGAAGGAGAGACUCGGCGUCGUGAUUGAAUUUCGUGACGGUAAUUGCCAUGGAAACAGUAGCGCUCGUGCGCCGUGAGGGCGGGAACUGUCCGCGUUAACUUCAGGGUCGGAUAAACCUGUUGGAUGCACUAUUAAUAAAUUUUAAUAACAAUAUUAACGUCUUGAAAUCCAUCGCGCCUGCGUUGACUUGACUUUUCCGCUGUAACUUCACCACCAACCAGGUGAGGAAUAUGGAACCUAAAACAGAGAAGAGGUUCCACAACUUGACCCUCGAGCAAGUCCAGGCCCUCGACCAAGUCUUGACCGAGGUGAUCCCAAUUCACGGGCGGGGAAACUUCCCCACACUGCAGGUUAGGGCGAAAGACAUCAUCCGAGUGGUGAAGGACCGGCUGAUCGAAAGAGACAUCCAGGUUAAAGAUAUCCGCCUGAACGGAGCGACGGCCAGCUACAUCCUGGUGAGAGAUAACGGCCUGGGCUACAGAGACUUGGACAUCAUCUUCGGCGUGGAGCUGCCCAGGCAGGAGGACUUCCAGGUGAUUAAGGAGGUGGUGCUGGGCAGCCUACGAGACCUCCUCCCUUGUGGGGUCAACAGACGGAAGAUCACCUGCCUCACAAUGAAGGAAGCGUACGUGCAAAAGAUGGUGAAAGUCUUCAACGAGCACGACCGCUGGAGUCUGAUCUCGCUUUCCAACAACCGAGCUAAAACUGUGGGACUCAGGUUCGUCAGCUCCCUUCGGAGGCAGUUCGAGUUCAGCGUGGACUCGUUUCAGAUCAUCUUGGAUCGGAUGCUGGAGUUCUACUGGGAGACGGAAAGAAAACAAGGAGGAACGGUGACGCUGAGUGCUGGGACUUUGUCUAAAAGAGACAACAAGGAUGGCAACAAGGAGCAAGAACCACCAAGCGCUCCUAAAGACAAUGAAGAGAACAAAGAUUCAACAACCAGGACAGACGCUCCACAUCUGGAUGAAGCUGUUGCUGCUUUUGCUAAAGAGCUUCCACGGGAAGAGAACGAGGGAAAGCACGAGGCACAGCUGGUGUCUGAUCCUGAAAUAAAUCCUUCMCAGCAGGCGGAAGACGAUGUGGACGACAUUGAAGAUGUUCCUUCAGACGACAUAUCCGAAGUGUUUGAACUUUGUGAGGAAAGCGGGCAACACAAGGAAUCAUUUAACCAUGAUUAUCCAUCAGCGGCUUCCUCAAAAACUUUAUUUAAAGAUGCCGUGGAUCCAGUGAUGACACGCGAAAGUUUGAAGCUCCAAACUGAAGAAGAAAUACCCGAGAUGGUGUCUGUAACCGACGCUGGAGUAUUAGCUUCACAGGAAGCAACCGUUUGUGAAAAGAGUUCACAGUUUGAAGUAGACAUCGGCAGGACUGAAAAUACUCCAGCAGGCCAAGACUCACACUUUGAAUUCUCCUUUCCUCCCCCGGCUAAAAAGACUUGCAGCACUUCACAGGACAUUGUGCCRGAGUACUGCCCUUCACCGAAAUUACAGAGAAAAAUGUCUCGGAAGUUGAUCAGCAAGCCUGAAAAAUGGUCCUUACUCUCUGACGUGUCUGACCUCACCACACAGCUCUUUGCACCCAUAGACAUACUGAAACCUGCUCAGCCAACUAAUCCCACACUGGAGCAAGUUCACAGCUCAGAUGUUUCAUGCUCAAAAUCAGAAGGCGCCCCUACAGUUCCCACGUCCAGUCCAGCCAGUUCUCCUCAGAAAGGCAAACGUCCAGAGCAGACUGUAAAGCCAAAGAAGCCUCCAGAUUUAGAGGCUCAAAGUCGAACGUGUUUGACAAACCUUUCUGUAGGAGACCCUGAACCUGCUGACCCCAUCUCAGUCUGCCCUGGCUCAGGCUCAUGGGUCACAGCUGAAGGGGAGCCCAUCAUUGCAGUUGAAGCCAAGUGCAUGUACGGAGACUUUGACCAGGCGAUGGAACACCUUCGCCACCGCCUCAUCGCCACACACAACCCGGAGGAGAUCCGCGGAGGGGGGCUGCUGAAGUACAGCGACCUGCUGGUGAGGAACUUUAGGCCAGCCAGCGAGACUGAGAUCAAGUCCUUGGAGCGCUACAUGUGCUCCCGCUUCUUCAUCGACUUUCCCGACGUGAGCGAGCAGCAGCGAAAAAUCGAGGCCUACCUGCACUGCCACUUCGUCGGCAGCGAGGAGGCGAGCAAGUACGACUACCUGAUGACCCUGCGGCGGGUGAUCGACGAGAGCACGGUGUGCUUGAUGGGACACGAGAGGCGGCAGACGCUCAACAUGAUCACCGUCCUGGCUUUGAGGGUGCUGGGCGAGCAGAACGCCAUCCCCAACACGGCAAACGUGACCUGCUUCUACCAGCCGGCGCCGUACAUGUCAGAGCCCAUUUACAACAGCUACUUCAUCCCUCAGGCCCAGCCCCCGCUCGUCUACCACCCCUACCCUCUACACGUUCACAUGCAGACCGGACUCGUGUAGCCGAAGUGCCCCCGCGAAGGCAUGCCGCCUGCUUUUUUUUCCCCCCAGCAUGGUGCUCUGCACAGCAGCACGAAAUGGAAGAUUUGAUCAACAACCAGACAACCACGGGGCGCAGCGCUCAUGUUUUUAAAUCCCUCCUGCUUCUAACGUCAAAGAAAACAAGAGGUCAGGAAUGAGAGGCUGGUGGAGGCCAACAUGCUCGCUUUUAAUGAKACCACGAGGAAAGGAACACAAGGAGUCCAACUUUCUGAAAGGAUUUGAUCAGAGUUGAGGGUCUUUCUGUGUGGACGUUCAGGUUUGGGGAGUUCUGUACUGACGGUCCUCUUGUGUUGAAAGGACUGUGACGUGGUCAAGAUUUUAUGGCUAAACUUCUCUAAUUAUAACCCGUCAAACACCCGUCGGCUAGAAAAAUCUCGGUUUGGGUAAAGUUCGAGUCGUGAUUAGAAUCCCAUUGAUGUUUUCGUGAAUCAUCUGUCUCUGUGGGGUAAAGUUCAAUCUGUGACCUGUUGAAAAUAUAUAACACCAGUUAACUUGGGAAUAAGUAGAUYGUGGUACUUCCAUAAUGUGGUAAAUGUAUUUGUGAACGCCUCAUUUCAGAGGAAUCCAGGGUUUCAUACUAUUAGUGACUGUAUAAGAAUAAUUACUGAUGAUAGUAUUUAGGUAGUCAUAAAACUAGUUUCUGACAGUUUUUACACAACUUUGCAAAAACAUUUAUUGUAAUCAAUUUAUAGCAUUGUGUUAGAUUACCAUAACAAAAUUAAACGUAAAACUUCAUUCAAGAGUGGGUUAAAUUUCUGAACACCACAACCUUACAUUAGGUAGGACUAGUAGUGAUUCAUGUGAUCUGGUAAGGUUUUGUUUUUUCCAAAAUGGUAAAAAAGAAAUAAAAUCAAAUAAAGAUUUUCUUAAAGAUUAGAACAACCUUGACAAAAUGCCGAGCGUUGUUUCUGUCCUUAGGAACAGUCUUCUUUUACACAUCAGUAAUAGCAACUCAAAUUGUCACUUUUGGGAGUAAGAAGUAUAAAAAUUUAACUUUAUCUGUUGAUGCAUUUCAGAUAGGCCUUACAUUAUAAGGUUUUGCUUCUUUGGUUUGUGAAUUUUUCCAAGAAAAAAAAAAAAAAACAAGCCAAAAAGGGUCUUUCACACACAAAGACAUAGGAAAAAUACAACAAAUCACAAAACACUAAUUUUGUCUUCUUUAUGAAGCAGUCCUGUAAAUGACUAGUUUAGUUCAAGUAAUUUUUAUUUGUUUGUGUGUUGGAAUUAAACCAUGCAUGUCGUUGAUUCUCAGGCUGAAAGCUUAAUAAUGUACAUUAUAUAGUCUUGUCUUACCAUUAAAGUGUCUCUAUUUUGAGUCAACGUGAUGGUGAAUGUACAAAGAUUUGUGUCUGAACKUGGAUUUGAGGCUUUUUUUAUUGGUGGGUUCUGAUCAGAUUGGAUGAGCUGCAAUUUAAAUUUACAACUCAAAGUUUUUAUUCACUACUUCUAAACUGUGGUGUCGAUAGUUUCACAAAAACACAGCUUUUUCCACCCUCAGAUUAAUUGUGCUCAACGAAACGGAAGCAAUCUGUUCAAAGUUAAAAAGAUGAAUACGGGGUAGUUUAUUUGUAUUAUCUAAAAACUUCCAAAAAAUAAAAUCAAGCAAGUAAUGCAGAACAAGUAUAUUUGUACUGACAGCCUGGCAAAAUAAAAAUAAGUGUUUAUUUGUCUAGAUUUUCACAGCUUAAAAUGAUUCAUUUUUACAAUUUUCAUGUGGCGAAGCAUCACAGCAGUUUGCCGCUUGCUGAUUAUUUCACUUUUAAUUUUCAGGCUGAAUUUGAACCCAACUCUUUGCUGGAAAUGCAGAAAGCAUGUUGAAUGUUUUUGUGACGCUCACGGAUUGUGUGUUUCUUAUAUUGAAUGAAGAUAAGUUAUGUGGAGUUUCUGCCUGCUGUUGUGUGCAAAACUGUUACUGCGUAUUUUAAUUAUUUAAGGUGACAAUAAUACAGCCGAUGGUUAUUUCUCUGUUUGUGUGGUUGUUCACUGCGUGCACACAGUUACAUGUAUCGAGUGUUUAUUUUUAAUGACUGAAGCACAGCUUAGGAUAUGUGAGGCCGAAGCACAAUAUAAAUGAACUUAGAUGUUGUCRAGUCAUGAAGGUGUUUGACAUGCUUGUAAUUAAUCGAGUACACACUGAAAACAAUACUGUGUGCAUCUGUCCCCCCAGUGUAGCUUCCAAGUGGUUGUAUUGAUCUUUGAGGUGUGUUUUGUGUCGUCAUGAAGCUGUUAUGAUCACAAAAGAAACAGAAAUAUUUGUGCUAUGAUAUCUUGUAGUGUUAAUGUGAUAAUAAAUGUAACAAAGCUG
Messenger RNA from Austrofundulus limnaeus, 4995 nucleotides. RefSeq lists its product as uncharacterized. The coding region runs from base 432 to 2651 and encodes 739 amino acids. The transcript has 2 exons. Gene Ontology annotation, biological process: mRNA stabilization. Gene Ontology annotation, molecular function: poly(A) RNA polymerase activity; RNA binding. The record is from RefSeq and is a predicted model, not a curated record. NCBI's taxonomy places the organism in Eukaryota, Metazoa, Chordata, Actinopteri, Cyprinodontiformes, Rivulidae.